UGAUGAUGCAGUGCAGUUCAUGAAUGUGAUUGGUUUCGUUGAGAAGUUGAAGCACUUGCUGUUACGAUAAACUAUGGCGGCUUUGUUUUUGGGGCGGAGGAUACUGUCCUUGAGAAACAAUUUGUUCAAGAAUCCCUGCCGACAAGACAGCGGCUUUUACGUACUAUUACCGGAAAUUGGUGAAGAUUUGCCAGAAAAAAAUCCACUUUUGAAAGAGGAAACGCUGUUACCUGAAUUUAAUCAGGCAUCUGUUGAGAAGUGUAUAGCAGUUAUUGGUAAACAAUCGUUGGAAUUUGAACAAAGGAUUAGAGCUAUACAAAGUGAUAUUGACGAGUUACCUAAAGUAGAUGUUUUCAAAGAUGUAUUUGAACCAAUCGAGAAGCUCGACGUGCCAUUGCAAACAACAUGGGGUAUAUCCAAGAUUUUAUACUUUGGCAAUCAAUCUUUGAUGCCAACAAAAUGUUACUUUAGUAUUCACAAAAGGGCAUGGGCUGCUAUUGUGCACAAAUAUAACACAAAAACCAUCUACGAAGCAUGCAAAAAGGCACAAGAAGAAUUAACAGACUUGACAGAGGAGCAGAGUAGGAUCCUGGAAAAAUAUAUACUUGAGGGUAAACUAAAUGGACUUGAUCUGGGUGAGGCGGACAAGUAUUACUUUCAAGAUUGUCUAAAUAGGAUAGCACAAAAAAGCGAGGAAUUCAAGCAGAAGGUUGAGAUUGCCACAAACGUAUUCAAGCACAAAAUCACAGAUCCUGAUAAAAUGAAAGGGUUCCCAGAGGAAUUCUUGAAACUCACUGCAGUAGAUCCUAGCCAGUAUGAAGUGGGGCCGUGGAUCAUUACUUUGAAACCCAAUGUUUUACAAACGUUUAUGGAAUACUGUCCAGACAAAUUAUUAAGAUGGAAUCUUUGGCAAGCCAGCGUCGUGAGAUGUUCAAGGCAGUCGGAGGUGCAGGAAUUAGAAACUAGUUCACUUGUUAAUGGUAUCACGACAGAUAGAUGUGAGAUGGCAACAUACGUGGGUUUUAAGAAUUUUGCCGAAAUGUGCAUGACUACCAAAAUGGCUGGAAGCUUGGAUAAUGUAUAUGAUUUCCUGGAAACUCUUCGGCAAUCUGCAUACCCUUGUCAAGUAGAAGAACUUGACAGCUUGGCAGAGUUUGCGGCAGAACGAGGUUUCGAUCAAAAACUAGAACAUUGGGAUAUCUCUUACUGGGCUAGGAAACAAAAGCGUGCAUUAUACAACUACGAUGAGGAAGUUUUGAAGAAAUAUUUUCCAUUGCCACUUGUAAUGGACGGUCUAUUUCGGUUAAUCAAGGAGCUCUUCAACGUAGAAAUCGUUGAGCACCACGAUGACGUCGAAGUCUGGCACCGUGACGUUGAUUUUUUCGAUGUUUACGAUUUAGACGUUUCUAAGACCGAGCCUUGUGGCAGUUUCUACUUCGACCCGUAUGUUCGGGACCAAAGCAAAGUGUCUUACAAUAGACACUCGGGCUGGGUGCUAUCAAUCAGGAACAAAAGCGAAAUUGUCGGCUGCAAGCCUCUUACAUCGAUCAUCUUCAACUUUCCAACACCUACUGCAGAUGGUAAACCAUCCAUGCUUACUUUAAAGGGAGUUCAGUCUCUUUUUGAAAACUUUGGUCACAUGCUACAACAGGUACUUACAAGGGUAAAAUCAUCUGAGGUAGCAGGUUUGUCAAACGUUGAGUGGGAUGCAACAGCAACAAGUAAGCAUCUCAUGGCAAUGUUGUUGUACCAGCCACGAGUUCUCAAGCUCAUUAGUCGACACGUUGAUACUGGUGAAAGCCUCGAUGACGACAUGAUACAGAAACUAAGAGAGGCACGUUACCACAUGGCUGGUUAUAAUUUGUGCAAGGAGCUUUAUCUGUGCAAAUUUGAUCUCGACCUUCAUUCGAUAAAACGUCCUUGGGAGCAUAUUAUGAAGAGAGCAUGGAAAGAGUUUUUUGUCUUCCCGGAAGACAAAAGGGAUUCGCACGUGUGUUCUUGGGACUCAAUAUUUGUUGAUAAUCUUGGUGGUGCUUAUUACACGGACUUGUGGUCCAAAAUGCUGGCAGCAGAUGUGUAUAGUGCGUUCCAGGAGGCCAAAGGUGUCGAUGAAGAGCAGCGCAAGAUUGCUCGACGUUACAAGGAUACGAUUUUAACAAUGGGAGGCAGUGUGGCCGCAGGCGAGUUAUUCAGGAGAUUUCGAGGCAGGGACCCUUGCGUCAAAGCUUUUAUCGAGAGCUUAAAUCUCAAACCAGUUGAUGAGACGACGUAAAUGUGAUCAGCCAAAUUGAUGAUUGUUAUUGAUUGAAUUAAGAAUAGAGAUUUUUAUUGACUCCGAUUCGUUUUUAUUAGUUUCAAACAUUUACAACGAAUAUUUGUUUGAAAUUGAUGAGGUUUACUUUGCAACGAUGAAAUUAUAUUUUGAUAUUCUAAGCUUAGGCCGGUAACAAAAUGGGUAUGAUGUUUAACAGAAUACUGCAAAUUAGAUUGUGUGCAAAGACUGCUCAAGAUUGUAACGAAAUAGAUACUUUCGGAUGAAUCUUCAAAAAUAUGAUUUCAACUUACCUUAUAUCUUGUAAGUCAUUGAUUUAUUUGUAUAAGACUAUAAGAAUUAUGAUUGUAAAUAUCAGACAUAUACGCGUUACGAGUUA
This is a messenger RNA of Copidosoma floridanum, 2651 nucleotides long. RefSeq lists its product as uncharacterized. NCBI's taxonomy places the organism in Eukaryota, Metazoa, Arthropoda, Insecta, Hymenoptera, Encyrtidae. Gene Ontology annotation, biological process: proteolysis. The record is from RefSeq and is a predicted model, not a curated record. Gene Ontology annotation, molecular function: metalloendopeptidase activity.